Anthostomella pinea is the source of this 708-nucleotide messenger RNA. NCBI's taxonomy places the organism in Eukaryota, Fungi, Ascomycota, Sordariomycetes, Xylariales, Xylariaceae. The record is from the annotation of a GenBank genome assembly.
AUGAAGCUCAUCGUAGCCGGCGCGACGGGUUUUGUCGGCAAGGAAGUCAUCCGCCAGAGCCUGAGCCGACACGAGAUCACCUCGGUCGUCGCUGUGGCGCGCAAGCCAGUCUCCGCCCCCGAUAACCUCGACGCUGGCGCCGACCCGUCCAAGCUGAGGAGCGUGGUGGUGAGGGACUACGAUGAUUAUAGUGAGGAGGUGAAGAGGGACUUCGCUGAUGCUGGGGCUUGCAUAUGGACCGUCGCAGUAACGCCGACCAAGUCCAGAGCGUACGAUUUCGAAGAGGUCAAGCGCAUCUGCCAGACCAGCGCGCUCACCGGCCUCCGCGCCAUGCACGAUGCCGGCCCGGCGAAGCCGAAGCCGUUCCGCUUCCUCUACAUGAGCGGCGCUAUGGUCGAGCGAGAACCGGCGAAGAAGCCGUGGUUCAUGCCUGAGUACUCACUUAUGAGGGGAGAGACCGAGACCGAGGUGCUCGCACUCGCGACGGAGCUGGGCGGCGUCGAGGCAGCGUGCGUGAGGCCGGGUCUCAUCGUAGCGCCUGGGGAGAUCAUGAAAUCGGUCGUGUCGUCCGUGCUGGGGGGGCUCACUGGCAUCCCCAGCAUUGCGCUUGGGGAUCUCACUGCUGUCAUGCUGGACCAGGUGAUAGAGGGGUUUGAGAAGGAACCGCUAAUGCCGAGGGACUUGGCGAGGCUUGUGAAGGAGAGGUGA